This is a messenger RNA of Medicago truncatula (barrel medic), 405 nucleotides long. RefSeq names its product glutathione S-transferase T3. The coding region runs from base 1 to 405 and encodes 134 amino acids. The record is from RefSeq and is a predicted model, not a curated record. NCBI's taxonomy places the organism in Eukaryota, Viridiplantae, Streptophyta, Magnoliopsida, Fabales, Fabaceae. The transcript has a single exon.
AUGACAAGAGCUAAUGAAGCCACUCCAAUUCCAGAGGAUUCAACUCCUAAGAGCAAGAAAACCCAGCAACCAGCAUGGAACACUGAACAAAAUUUGGUGCUAAUUAGUGGGUGGAUUAAAUAUGGAACAUGCAGUGUUGUCGGGAGAAACCAGACAGAUAAAGCAUAUUGGGGUAAAAUUGCUGAGUAUUGUAAUGAGCAUUACUCAUUCGAUUCUGCGCUCGAUGUAAUUGCAUGCCAAAACCGUUUUAAUUAUAUGAGCAAAAUACCGAAUAAAUGGAUUGGCGCUUAUGAAGGUGCUAAACGUUUGCAAGGAAGUGCUUGGUCAGAUACUAAUGUUUUGGCAAAAGCGCAAGAAUUAUAUGCAUGUGGGAAGAAUGUUCAAUUUACUUUAAUGGAAGAAUGA